CUUGCACAUCUCAGUCAGCUCUCUGACGCCUUUUUCGAAAUGGCACCUGUUGCGGGGCCUUCAAAGGCCACUUCCUCCUAUGACUACACUGAGGGAGCGUCAACCGUCGAUAUCGAGGAAGCCGUGUCCAGCAGCAGGCGGGCCCGGCGGGAUUCCCAGCACAGUGCCAUAUACGGCGAGGAUGGUGAAGGUGCUAUAUUCUCUGGCCCUGGCCACAGCGACUUUGUCAACCCAAGCAGCGUAUCAAGGAUGUCUUAUGGAGAUCUCGGAAGACGUAGCAGCGAAGGAUACUCUCGCAGCCGUCGACUCAGCCAGGACUCGCGAGUCUCGGGCCGGCACAAGGUAUCGCGAAGAGACAGUGAGGUAUCGCGACAGAGCAUAGAGGACGGGUCCGACGAAGGCAAUCGCAGCACUAUGUCGUGGGAAGGCCGUCGAACGAGAGCGAUUUCUCCUACUCUUAAACCGAGCGUCUUCGAAAACAUUGCGAACCUCUUUGGCCGGGCUUCGUCACCAGACCAAUUGCGGCCUCCAGCUCUCUCCCGACGGUCUUCGCGUUCCCUGAGCAGACGUUCGCGUCGCAGCAGACGAUCAGAUGCAGGCUCUGACUAUGCUGUGGAUACUGAAGACGAUGAAGAAGAACGCUGGGGAUACUCUUCAGGGGAGGAAGACUCAGAGGAUGACGAUUCCCUUGCGAAUACUCUGCCUGAUAACAUUUCGGUGUCCGUGAGUAUGGAAUAUGAUUCAGAGCCACCAUCGCCUGGCGUGUCCCAAGGUCUCCCCUUGCUCGCUUCGGACCAGAUAUUCGCUGGUGAAUCACGAAUUGACAUGGAGAUACCUUUUGCUUUACUCCAACCUCCACCGCCAGGACCUCCGAGUCGGCAGACGAUUCACAUCCCUGAUGAAGACAGUACUAUACGCUUAAUUGGGUAUGAGACGAUUCCCUGGCGUCAAUGGGCCUGGCGUAUAGGAUGUGUCCUCUCGCUUGACAUCCUAGCUCUCUUAGGCCACUGGUUUCCUGUACUUUGGCUGCGAUGGUGUGCACACGAGAAGGCGUUUAUUGAUGCGAACAACGGGUUCGUUGUUGUAGAGUCAGCCUAUAGAGAUAUCGCCAUCUUCCCUAUCCACGCUAUCAAAUACCCGUAUCCUCUGUCCACGGUAUUCUCAGCGCCCCUAGACCCAACAUCCAUAAUAGACUCGUCUUCGAAGACUGCCGACGGACCAGACGCAGGGGAAGACAGUUUAACAGGACUUUUCGGUGUAGUAAGGGAUUGGCGGGAUACAUCUUUGGACGGUGUCGCAUCUAUUCAGAACGGUCUACAGGAUGACGUCCGCAAACAGCGCCUUACAUUAUUCGGUCCCAACGCCAUCGACAUCGAAGGUAAAUCUACCUUAGCUUUAUUAGUGGAGGAAGUGAUUCACCCCUUCUAUGUCUUCCAAAUUGCUAGUAUCGUUCUUUGGUCGUUGGAUGACUAUUACUAUUAUGCAUUUUGUAUUGCCCUGAUCUCCGUCAUAAGCGUAACAACAACGCUUAUAGAGACCAAGAAGACGAUUGCAAGGAUGCGAGAAAUGUCCCGACUAUCGUGUAAGAUGGAUACUCUGGUCAGUGGAAUCUGGACAGAACGGGAUUCGAGCAACCUUGUCCCAGGAGACAUUGUCAACCUCUCCAGUUCUGAUUUCACAAUAAUCCCGGCCGAUAUGUUUCUUCUGUCGGGCGAUGCAAUCGUCAACGAGAGCAUGCUUACCGGCGAGAGUGUUCCAGUCAGCAAAAUACCAGUCAAAGACGAGGACCUCCUGAAUUGGAAACAAAAUCAGCCAGAGAAUCCAAAGACUUACAUGUAUGGGGGAACACGCGUGAUUAGAAUUCGUGGAGCCCUAGGUUCCGAUGCAGGACCCGGACGACCUGCGCUCGCCAUGGUCGCUAGGACAGGCUUUAACACCACAAAGGGUGCACUUAUCCGCUCCAUGCUCUUCCCCAAACCAAUUGGAUUCAAGUUCUACCGGGACUCUGUUCGCUUUAUCUUUGUUUUAGCGGGAAUUGCGCUUCUGGGAUUCAGCGCCAGUGCUGUACAGUUCAUUCGAAUUGGACUAAAAUGGCAGACGAUCAUCAUACGCGCGCUGGAUCUCAUUACUGUCGUAGUUCCGCCCGCCCUACCUGCAACACUGUCCAUCGGUACCAGCUUUGCCAUUGGAAGACUACAAAAACUAGGAAUAUAUUGCAUAUCACCAAGUAGAGUCAACGUUGCUGGGAAGAUUAAUGUCUGCUGUUUUGACAAGACAGGCACACUAACCGAGGAUGGGUUGGAUAUUCUGGGUGUAAGAGCUCUUGAUCGCAACAGUCAAAGAUUCGGUGAAUUACUCGAUGACGACAAAGCCACGUUCUUGCAUGCUCUCGCGACCUGCCAUUCGCUGAAAAUGGUGGAUGGUGAACCUCUUGGCGAUCCCCUCGACAUGAAGAUGUUCUCGUUCACUAAAUGGACUCUAGAAGAAGGGCGGGUUUCUGGCACUGGUGUUAUCAAAUCAAAAUCUGGCACAAUCAUGGAACAAGCUGCCUUGGUUCAAAUCGUUGUGCGCCCUCCGGGAAGUGCCCAAUUUCGAUUAGAAGACGCUCUGAAAGGAGGCACGAAGCAUGCUCAUUUUUUGGAGUUGGGCGUAAUUAGAACAUUUGAAUUCGUCUCCAGCCUUCGACGAAUGAGUGUUAUCGUGAAGAGGCUCAAGAGCAGCAGCAUGGAAAUAUAUGUCAAAGGUGCACCAGAGGUUAUGGGCGAUAUAUGCGACAAAGAUUCUUUUCCGGAAGAUUAUGACGAUUUGUUAUCUUACUAUACAAAACGUGGCUACCGGGUCAUAGCCAUAGCAGGCAAGAGUAUCGAGGGUCUAUCGUGGUUGAAAGCCCAGAGAAUGAAACGAGAACAAGCCGAAAGUGGUCUUCGUUUCCUGGGCUUGGUCAUAUUUGAGAAUAAGAUCAAACCUGGAACUGGUCCUGCAAUCCACGCCUUGCGUUCCGCGCAUCUUGCCUGUCGUAUGAUCACCGGAGACAACCCCUUGACCGCAGCCAGUGUAGCCAGGGAGUGCGGUCUGAUCAAUCAGGCAGCUCAUAUCUUUUACCCUGUGUUCGUUCGAGGGAACACAUCAACACCGGAAUCCAGACUCCAAUGGCCGUGCACGGAUGAUCCUUCCUGGAUGCUCGAUUCGUAUAGCUUGAAACCCCUGCUUCCACUCGCUCAUCAUACCGUUGAAGCAGUUGAAAUCGACUAUCAUGACUAUGCACUUGUCGUGACGGGUGAUCGGAUGCUGGUGAAGACCCAGAUCUUUGCGCGCAUGUCUCCAGAUGAGAAAAAUGAGGUAGUAGAGCGGUUGCAAGCACUCGGGUAUACUGUACUGAUGUGUGGGGACGGCGCCAAUGACUGUGCUGCCUUGAAGGCAGCUGAUGUAGGUAUAUCGCUUUCAGAGGCAGAAGCUAGCGUGGCCGCACCAUUCACUGCGAGCACUCUGGACAUCGGCUGUGUCAUUGAGCUCAUCAAAGAGGGUAGAGCCGCCCUUGUUACGAGUUUCAGCUGCUUUAAAUACAUGGCAUUGUACUCGAUGAUCCAAUUCACUACAGUGACCCUGCUAUACUCGUUCGCGUCAUCUUUGGGCGACUUUCAGUUCCUUUACAUCGAUCUCUUCAUCAUAAUCCCCGUUGCCGUCACAAUGGGUCGUACUCUCCCCUAUCCUCGUAUCCAUCCGAAACGGCCAACAGCAAGCCUUGUAUCUAAAAAGGUUCUCAGCAGCAUCAUUGGGCAGAUUGUAAUCGCAUGUGUCGUGCAAAUCUGGGCUUACAUGUGGGUUCGUGGUCAGGAAUGGUACACACCUCCACGGGAGGACGAACCUUCGCAAGACAACAACCAGCUAAAGUCAAGGAAUUUUGAGAACUCUGUUUUGUUUUUGGUGUCAUGCUUCCAAUAUAUCUUGGUGGCUGCUGUCUUCAGCAUAGGGCCACCUUACAGAAAGGCUAUGUCGACGAAUGUUCUUUUAAUGCUGGCUAUAGGAGUCCUCUCUGCGUUCAACUUACUCGUGUUAUUGUUUCCACCGGCUGUCUUGACGGACUGGUUGACACUGAUGGUGCUACCCGCGCGUGCUAGGAUGGUGUUACUGAUGGCGGUGGUUGUCAAUAUUUGUGUUUCUCUUCUUUUCGAGCAGUAUGGUGCACAAACGGUGGCGACGGUCAUUGGAACGGUCUUAGGUUGGCAACGAGGUCGCAGGCGGGAGAGAGACGGAAAGGUGUACAAAGCGGUUGAGGGUGGAAUGCGGUGAGCUUAAUCAGGUAGUUUACAAGCCGGUGUAUUUAGAACUGUGAUGGUUCAUAUGUUACCAGCAGGUCAGGCCAGGCCCCGGUAUGAUUGCGU
Molecule: messenger RNA, 4382 nt
Organism: Desarmillaria tabescens
Lineage: Eukaryota; Fungi; Basidiomycota; Agaricomycetes; Agaricales; Physalacriaceae
Exons: 21
Coding region: 40-4290 (1416 amino acids)
Biological process (GO): intracellular calcium ion homeostasis; transmembrane transport
Cellular component (GO): membrane
Molecular function (GO): ATP binding; ATPase-coupled monoatomic cation transmembrane transporter activity; ATP hydrolysis activity
Source: RefSeq, a predicted model, not a curated record